UUUUUUUUUUCUGCUAGAGGUUGACAUAAAUUCACAUAAAACCUCGUCCACAACCACAGCCCAAAUUCCACCUUUUCCCAAAUCCUCCUUCUUUUCCCUUAUCCCACAUACAUCUCUCUUUUUCCUUUUCAAUUUUACUCUCUUUUCCUGAAGAGUGACCAUCUGAGCCUCUCCAACUCAGAUUCGGGUACAUCCUCUUCUCGAGACAAAAAAAGAGAUUAUUAGUUCUUUGCCGCGACUUGGCUUAGACUGGAUUAGACGAGCCACAAUAGAGUAGAUUCUGAACGACGUUCUGUCAGAAGUUCUACGGGCUCCAGACGAAGGCCACUUCCUAGACUUGGUUGUGUCUCUUAGAUUUUUUCUUUUUUCGUCGACGAUUCCCAACACCGCACUUGCGACCGAGAAAAGUUCGUCGUCAACUCGGGAUAAUACCAUACUCGACGACAUCCUCCGAUCAAGAUAUCCUAAUCAUUUACCUUCCGAACAAAAAUAAUCAAAAUGUCUACGGCCCAGGAGAACGCCGAGUCCAUCAAGAUCUUGGAUGAUCUGAUGCAAAAGCUCACCCUUUCCAAGGAUGCUGCUUCUAUCAAGGACGCAUCUCACACUCUGGCCUCUUUCAUCAACGGCCGCAUCGAGGACCAGGAAGCCCCCACCAGAACCGUGGAAGCCCUGAAGAAGCAGAUUUCUAACAAGAAGGAUGCUUUAGCCCGCGAGAAGGCUGCCAAUGCCAUCCAGGCUAUUGCCCAGCACUCCGAGAUUGCCCCCAAUGUUGAACCCUACUUAGUUCUUCUACUACCUCUUACUCUGGCCGCCAUCGGCGACAAGAUUACCGGUGUUAAAAAUGCUGCUAUUGCCGCUACCACCGCUAUCGUUGAAGCCGUCAACCCCAAUGCUGUUAAGGCCGUCCUUCCCAUCAUUGUCAAGUCCAUUCUCGAGGCCCAGAAAUGGCCCGAGAAGAUUACCGCUCUCGAGUGCAUUGAUAUCCUCGUUCGAACUGCCCCUGCCCAGCUCGCAUACCGCGUUCCUGAGCUUAUCCCUGUCGUCUCCGAAUCCAUGUGGGAUACCAAGAAGGAAGUUAAGGACCGUGCAUACAAGACCAUGGAGAAGAUCUGCGAGUUGAUCCGCAACAAAGAUAUCGAGCGAUUCAUUCCCGAGCUCAUCAAGUGUAUCGCAAAGCCUGAGAAUGUCCCUGAGACCGUCCACUUACUCGGUGCUACCACCUUCGUCACUGAGGUUCAGGAGCCUACCUUAGCCCUGAUGGUUCCUCUGCUAGAUCGUGGUCUUGCUGAGCGAGACACCGCCAUCAAGCGAAAGGCUGCCGUCAUCGUUGACAACAUGUGCAAACUUGUCGACGACCCCAACAUUGUUGCGCCUUUCUUGCCUAAGAUGAUGCCAGGUCUCCAGAAGAACUACGACAACUUGGCCGACCCUGAAGCCCGUGAGAAGACCAAGCAGGCUUUGGACACUCUUAUCCGUGUUGGUGAUAUUAAGGACGGCAAAAUCCCCGAGGUUCGCCAUGAUGGCGAUGUUGCCACUGUGCUGGCUCACCUCCAAGCUGUUAUCCCCAGCAAGCACGCUAAGACAGCUGAGAAGCUAACUCCUGUCUUGGAAUACAUCUCUGCUGUCGGUGGCCAGCUCGUCGACGAGAAGGAAACCGAGUCCUCUACCUGGGCUGCUGCCGUUAAGCCUUUCGUCACAGUCGUCGUUGGCGAUGCCGAUGCUGAAAAGGUUGUCGACAGUCUUAGAAGACGUGCUGCUUCUGGUGCCGCCGACGAGGCUGAAGAAGAGGAGGAUGAUGAUGAGGGUGAGGAUCUCUGCAACUGUACCUUCUCCCUUGCCUACGGUGCCAAGAUCCUUCUUAACCAGACCCACCUACGUCUCAAGCGUGGCCGUCGUUACGGUCUUUGCGGUCCCAACGGAUCCGGUAAAUCUACCCUUAUGCGUGCUAUCAACAAUGAGCAAGUCGAAGGUUUCCCCAAGCAGAGCGAAGUCAAGACUGUCUUCGUUGAGCACGAUCUGGAUUCCGCCGACACUGAAAUGACUACCAUUGACUGGACUAUGAAGAAGCUGGCUGAGGCUAAGGUUGAAACUAGCCGGGAAGACGUCGAGAAGCGCCUCGAAGAGUUCGGUUUCACACCGCAAAUGACUUCGGGUGAAAUCACUGCUCUGUCUGGUGGUUGGAAGAUGAAGUUGGCCUUGUGCCGUGCCGUCUUCGAAGCCCCGGAUAUCCUGCUGCUCGACGAACCUACCAACCAUCUCGACGUGCAGAACGUCAAAUGGCUCGAGGAUUACUUGAUUAACUCCCCCUGCACUUCUAUUAUCGUCUCCCACGACAGCAGUUUCUUGGAUAACGUCACUCAGUACAUUAUCCACUACGAGCGAUUCAAGCUCAAGAGAUACAAGGGUAACCUAAAGGAAUUCGUCCGCAAGAACCCCCAUGCCAAGUCAUACUAUGAGCUUGGAGAAUCCGAGCUCGAGUUCACUUUCCCUGAGCCCGGUUUCUUAGAAGGCGUCAAGACCAAGGCUAAGGCCAUUCUGCGUGCCAACAAGAUGAGCUUUCAGUACCCUGGUACCCCCAAGCCUCAGAUUACCGACAUCUCGUUCCAGUGCUCGCUUGGUUCCCGUAUUGCGGUCAUUGGUCCCAACGGUGCUGGAAAGUCAACCCUUAUCAACGUGCUCACUGGUGAAUUGAUCCCCACUGCCGGUGAGAUCUACCAGCACGAGAACAUCCGUAUCGCCUACAUCAAGCAGCACGCAUUCGCCCACAUCGAUAACCAUCUCGACAAGACUCCUUCCGAAUACAUCCAAUGGCGAUUCCAGACUGGUGAGGAUCGUGAAACCAUGGACCGUGCCAACAAGAUCAUCACUGAAGAAGAUGAGAAGGCUAUGGACAAGAUUUUCAAGAUCGAAGGUUCGCAACGUCGUAUCAUCGGUAUCCACAGCCGCAGAAAGUUCAAGAACAGCUACGAGUACGAGUGUUCGUUUGCCCUUGGAGAGAAUAUAGGCAUGAAGAACGAGCGUUGGGUUCCUAUGAUGACCGCCGACAAUGCUUGGCUACCGCGAAGUGAACUUCUCGCUUCUCACCAGAAGAUGGUCGCCGAAGUCGAUAUGAGGGAAGCCCUGGCUUCCGGUCAAUUCCGACCUCUAGUUCGAAAGGAGAUCGAGUCUCACUGUGCCAACUUCGGUCUUGACGCCGAACUUGUUUCCCACUCGCGUAUGCGCGGUCUCUCCGGUGGUCAGCGUGUUAAGGUUGUCCUUGCUGCUUGCUCAUGGCAACGACCUCACUUAAUCGUUCUUGACGAACCUACCAACUAUCUCGACCGUGACUCCCUGGGAGCUCUGUCUAAGGCUCUCAAGAAGUUCGAAGGUGGCGUUAUCAUCAUCACUCACAGUUCUGAGUUCACCAGGGAUUUGACUGAAGAGGUUUGGGCUGUCAUGGAUGGUAAGAUGACGCCUUCAGGCCACAACUGGGUCCAAGGUCAAGGUUCCGGCCCUAGGCUAAAGCAAGGCGAUGAUGACGAAGAGGAGAAAUUCGACGCCAUGGGUAAUAAGAUCGUGUCGACGAAGAAGAAGGCUAAGUUAACUAGCUCCGAAGCCCGAAAGAAGAAGAAGGGUAAGUGCAACAUCCCAGUCUCGGUAAUGUGUCAAGUUUUUAAAAAUAGUUAUUAAUGAUAUUACAGAGCGUAUGGCCCGCCGAAAGCGUGGUGAGGAGGUCUUCUCCGAUGAGGAUGAGUAGACGUUAUACUACUGUUCUCACAGACACGUAUCCUUACGACUUACUUCUGAUUCACGAAUAUGAUCCCCCUUUUUUUUCCUUUGUCUGAUAUGAACAGAAAAGUUCGGGUUUGCAUGGUUAGGCAUUAUCUCUGUUUCUUGCGCGCCGAGGUUGUCGAAUACUUAUUACAACUACGGGGGGCGUUUCAUCGCAUGGUCGAGCAGGAUGAAGUAGAAAGGGCAUGGUGCCACUGGAUUGGAGGCCUAGGGGUUAGCCUUUCGAAUUCAUAACUGCGAGGAUACCAUAGAUUAGGUAGAUAAGCAGGUGGCUGAAUAGAUUUGAUCUAGAGUUUUA
Molecule: messenger RNA, 4069 nt
Organism: Daldinia caldariorum
Lineage: Eukaryota; Fungi; Ascomycota; Sordariomycetes; Xylariales; Hypoxylaceae
Product: ARM repeat-containing protein
Exons: 2
Coding region: 499-3669 (1056 amino acids)
Molecular function (GO): ATP hydrolysis activity; ATP binding; translation elongation factor activity
Source: RefSeq, a predicted model, not a curated record